Meira miltonrushii is the source of this 1575-nucleotide messenger RNA. RefSeq names its product Phosphotyrosyl phosphatase activator. Gene Ontology annotation, biological process: mitotic spindle organization. Gene Ontology annotation, molecular function: peptidyl-prolyl cis-trans isomerase activity; protein tyrosine phosphatase activator activity. The coding region runs from base 62 to 1504 and encodes 480 amino acids. The transcript has a single exon. Gene Ontology annotation, cellular component: protein phosphatase type 2A complex; cytoplasm; nucleus. The record is from RefSeq and is a predicted model, not a curated record. NCBI's taxonomy places the organism in Eukaryota, Fungi, Basidiomycota, Exobasidiomycetes, Exobasidiales, Brachybasidiaceae.
CCGUUAAAGGUGUUGGUGUCAGAUUACAUCCUUUUCUUCUGACUUGUUCAUCUUGGCAAGGAUGAGCAGUGUACAAGUACCAUCAACCAGAGUACCUCAGACAAAAUCGAGCGUAACCUUGCCAUCACUUUCUCGUAUACAAUUUCCCGAAGGAUCUACAUCAAAUCCACCAAUCAAACGUAUACACUCUGAUGCAGACGUAUCUCUUUGGAAGCAAAGCAAAGCCAAAGAACAUGUAGUCUUAUUCGUUUCAAGAUUAUGUGAGAGUGCUGUUGGAAAAGCGACGAUACUAAGGAAGCGUGCUGAGGUAAAAGACGCAUCUGGUGAUAAUAUAGACAAGAUCUGGCUAUUGUUGGACGAACUACAACACUGGACAGAAGAAAUAGAGCCUCUCAAGACGCCACAAAGGUACGGAAAUCUGGCUUUUAGAACGUGGGGAGAACGAUUGGAAAAGAGAGUAUCCACACUACACUCCAAACUAUUGCCGCCCUCUUUGCAUGGCAUAAUACCGGAAUUGGAAGCAUAUCUUCUAGGCUCUUUUGGCUCUUGGGUACGUCUGGAUUAUGGAUCUGGACAUGAAUUAAGCUUUGCAGCUUGGCUUUGCUUUCUUUCUCGUCUCGGCUACUUUGACCGGCAAGGAGAAAAGUUUGAAGAGCGACUCGCAUUGGAGAUCUUUCCUAAAUAUCUCGAAGUAGCCUGGGGUAUUCAAGACCGAUACGGACUUGAGCCUGCAGGAAGCCACGGCGUUUGGGGAUUGGACGAUUAUCAAUUUAUACCUUAUGCUAUUGGAGCUUCACAGCUGAGGGACCAAAUUGCUUAUCCGCCCAUUGCAGUUACGUCUGUAUCCCACAAGGCAGAUCUCAAACCAGCAUCAGCAAAUUACUUGUUGGCAUUCACCCCUUCAUCUUCACCUUUGCAGAACACACAAUCACGUCUUGGAGCAAUACCUGGUCCUCCAUUCGCCAAUCUGUACACGAGUUCGAUCGCCAGAAUACAUGCUCUCAAACGUGGACCGUUUCAUGAACAUUCACCUAUCCUUCACGAUGUUGCAAGUACGGUGCCAAAUUGGGUAAAAGUACAUUCUGGAAUGAUGAAAAUGUGGGAAGCGGAAUGUUUGGAUAAGAGGCCGGUCGUGCAACAUUUUCCAUUUGGACGAUAUGGAUUCCCAUGGCCUGUCGCGAGUGAUGAUCACAGUCAGAAUGCAAUCUCAUCUGCAGCUCCCAAUCAUACCUCACAAGCUCAAGCAAAAUCGGCAAAUCUGCCCAUGCAACCAACAGCCGCACCAUGGGCUAAACCGUCCACCGGAGGACCUCCGAUGGCGCCGACCGGAGCACCGUGGGCGUUGGCGUCAAGUGCUUCUCGUACUGGUAUUCCUGGUGGUACUGCCACUCCGACCACACGGUCAACAUUGGCCAGUUCAGGCUCAGCAGCGGCCGCUACGUCUCCUUUCGGUAUUUUACCCAAAGCAGGUGUACCAAGGGACCAAAAGAGGGAUCUGAAUUAAAUGUAACAUACUGUGUAAAUUAUGAUCAAAAUAGAGGACUGCAAAGUCAUUAUCGGACUUGAUCGCAAUAA